GGGAGGAAAGGGCAUCGAGACAUCUGUCCCAGGGAGCUCGGGGCCUCACCUGGACGGCAGAUCGGCGCUGCAACCCAAGCGCUGGAGAGCCCGCUAUGAUGGCUUCGCGGACUUCAGCCCCUGCUGAGGCUGCACCCAUGCCUUCUUCAGAGUCAGAGACCGCGGAAGCAGCAUCUACCUACGACCAAGUAGACACAGAGACCAAGCACACAGGGCCCCCGUGCCCCCCAGAGCAGAAGUCCUGGCUGCUGCGGCAUUUCUCGCUGCUGUUGCGGAGAGACCGGCAGGCCCAGAAGGCCGGGCAGCUCUUCUCGGGGCUCCUGGCCCUCAAUGUGGUGUUCCUGGGUGGGGCCUUCAUCUGCAGCACGAUCUUCAACAAUGUGUCGGUCACCCUGGGGGACGUGUGGAUCCUGCUGGCUGCGCUGAAGGUCCUCUCGCUGCUGUGGCUCCUCUACUACGUGGCGGGCACCACACGGAAGCCCCAGGCAGUGCUCUACCGGGACCCCCAUGCGGGACCCGUUUGGGUGAGGGGCUCCCUGGUGCUCUUCGGCAGCUGUACCGUCUGCCUGAACGUAUUCCGAAUGGGCUAUGACGUGAGCCACAUUCACUGCAAGUCAGAAGUGGAACUCAUCUUCCCAGUCAUUGAGAUCGUCUUCAUGACUGUCCAGACUUGGGUGCUCUGGAGACACUGUAAGGACUGUGUUCAGGUGCAGACCAACUUCACCAGGUGUGGCCUCAUGCUGACCCUGGCCACAAACCUGCUGCUGUGGGUUUUGGCUGUGACCAAUGACUCCAUACACCGUGAGAUCGAGGCUGAGCUCGACGCCCUCAUGGAAAAGUUCUCAGGUAACGAGACCAACACGUGCAAGUGCCUCAACGCCACCGUGUGUGAGGUCUUCCAGAAGGGCUACCUGAUGCUGUACCCCUUCAGCACCGAGUACUGCCUCAUCUGCUGCGCCGUGCUCUUCGUCAUGUGGAAGAAUGUGGGCCGCCGCCCGGCAGCCCACCCGGCUGCCCACCCCAACAGGCCGCCCUUCCGCCUGCACGGGGCCAUCUUUGGGCCGCUGCUGGGCCUCUUGGCACUGGUGGCUGGCGUGUGUGUCUUCGUGCUCUUCCAGAUAGAGGCGAGCGGCCCUGACAUCGCCCGCCAGUACUUCACCCUCUACUACGCGUUCUACGUGGCCGUGCUGCCCGCCAUGAGCCUGGCGUGCCUGGCAGGCACAGCCAUCCAUGGGCUGGAGGAACGCGAACUGGACACCCUCAAGAACCCCACGCGCAGCCUGGAUGUGGUGCUGCUGAUGGGCGCCGCUCUGGGCCAGAUGGGCAUUGCCUACUUCUCCAUCGUGGCUAUCGUGGCCACGAAGCCCCACGAGCUGCUCAACCAGCUCAUCCUGGCCUAUUCGCUGCUGCUCAUCGUGCAGCACAUCACGCAGAACCUCUUCAUCAUCGAGGGCCUGCACCGCCGCCCCCUCUGGGAGCCUGUGCUCCCCGGAGUGAUGGAGAAGCAGGGUGCUGAGCUGCCUCGCAGGGGCUCCCUGCGGGAGCUGGGCCAGGACCUGCGGAGAGCCUCCAGGGCCUACAUCCACUCCUACAGUCACCUCAACUGGAAACGAAGGGUGCUCAAGGAGAUCUCCCUCUUCCUCAUCCUCUGCAAUAUCACGCUUGAUGCUGCUUGAGAGCCGGGAGUUUCUCCAGCAGCUCCCUGCAAGCUGCCUGGCUUGCACCUAAUGGGCUCAGCACCUAGCAAAGAUUCUGACCCCCGAAAGCUUGCAAUCUAGAUGGGGGAGAUGCCACGUGGCUGACCAGAAAAUGAACCCUGAACUCAUCAUCCAUUGAAUUUGGCCAAAUGAACAGCCUAGAACUACUUAUUUUCUAUUAACCCCUAGUGGAAGAGGUUAGUGCUGAUCUCAGCCUCUGGUGGCUGCUAAAAUUGAGGCUUCUGUUGUCUGAUUGAUCCAGCUCUCAGAGCCUGGAAGUGGCAGAUAUGGGACAGCUGUGGGUUGUUUAGCUCCAAACCUCUCAAAGCACGGAAAACAUGCCUCAGAUGUGAAACAGCUGGUCCAUGCAGAGAAGAAAUGAUAAAUUGGCUUUAAACUGUGUCAGGAGUUCAGAGACGGAAGUAUGGGUCCUAAGAGCCAAGGCAGGUUUCUGGGAGGUUGAUAAGGUCGGCCUGGGCUUUGGAGAGUGGGUAGCAUUCUCAUGAGAGGGCAGGAGGGGAUGCAGGUGGCUCUAACUAGCAGAAACAGUAAAGCCUGAGCUCGGGGCUUAGGGCACAAACAGUUCAGCUUGGCUGCCUAGAUUUCUAGCUGGGUGGUCCUGCCAAGUGCCAUGUAUAGAAGCAGCCCUCUAGGGCUCAGCCUGGACUCGGGGAAGCCGAGGUAGCCAGGGCUUUCUGUGUCAGGGGGUGAGAGAGAUGCUAGCGCUGGAUGGACACCUUGCUUGGAAAGCCCCAAGAUGUUGUGGGAACAGCGAGUUGCAGACACGGCUAGUUCCAGGUCAGCCUCCCCUGAGCUGAGCGCUUUAAGAUUUAGGAGAGGCCCUUCUUCGCCCAGCAGCCUCCUCUCUC
Psammomys obesus (fat sand rat) is the source of this 2566-nucleotide messenger RNA. RefSeq names its product otopetrin 3 (gene Otop3). Gene Ontology annotation, cellular component: membrane. Gene Ontology annotation, biological process: proton transmembrane transport. The transcript has 7 exons. Lineage: Eukaryota; Metazoa; Chordata; Mammalia; Rodentia; Muridae. Gene Ontology annotation, molecular function: proton channel activity. Bases 96 to 1676 code for a protein of 526 amino acids. The record is from RefSeq and is a predicted model, not a curated record.